Hipposideros armiger (great roundleaf bat) is the source of this 1580-nucleotide messenger RNA. RefSeq names its product NFKB inhibitor alpha (gene NFKBIA). The coding region runs from base 109 to 1053 and encodes 314 amino acids. Lineage: Eukaryota; Metazoa; Chordata; Mammalia; Chiroptera; Hipposideridae. Gene Ontology annotation, molecular function: NF-kappaB binding. The record is from RefSeq and is a predicted model, not a curated record. The transcript has 6 exons. Gene Ontology annotation, biological process: cellular response to tumor necrosis factor; toll-like receptor 4 signaling pathway. Gene Ontology annotation, cellular component: cytosol.
CUGCCGAGCCCACAACAGUCCUAACCCGCCUGCGACACAGCGAGGAAGGCAGCGCGCAGCCCGCAGCCGAGCGCACCUGGGGAGCAGCGCCUGAGCGGUCACCGCGCCAUGUUUCACCCCGCCGAGCACGCCCAGGACUGGGCCAUGGAGGGCCCUCGGGACGCGCUCAAGAAGGAGCGGCUGCUGGACGACCGCCACGACAGCGGCCUGGACUCCAUGAAGGACGAGGACUAUGAGCAGAUGGUGAAGGAACUGCGGGAGAUCCGCCUGGAGCCGCAGGAGGCGCCGCGCGGCGCCGAGCCCUGGAAGCAGCAGCUCACCGAGGACGGAGACUCGUUCCUGCACUUGGCCAUCAUCCAUGAGGAGAAGGCACUGACUAUGGAAGUGGUCCGCCAAGUGAAGGGAGACGUGGCCUUUCUUAACUUCCAGAACAACCUGCAGCAGACUCCACUCCACUUGGCUGUGAUUACUAACCAGCCAGAAAUUGCUGAGGCACUUUUGGAAGCUGGCUGUGAUCCUGAGCUCCGAGACUUUCGAGGAAAUACCCCCCUACACCUUGCCUGUGAGCAGGGCUGCCUGGCCAGUGUGGGAGUCCUGACUCAAAGCUGUGGGACCCAGCAUCUCCACCCUAUCCUGCAGGCCACCAACUAUAAAGGCCACACGUGUCUGCACUUAGCCUCUAUCCAUGGCUACCUGGGCAUCGUAGAGCUUUUGGUGUCCUUGGGUGCUGAUGUCAAUGCUCAGGAGCCCUGUAAUGGCAGAACUGCGCUUCAUCUCGCGGUGGACCUACAGAAUCCUGACCUGGUGUCGCUCUUGUUGAAGUGUGGGGCUGACGUCAACAGAGUCACCUACCAGGGCUACUCUCCGUAUCAGCUCACCUGGGGCCGCCCAAGCACCCGGAUACAGCAGCAGCUGGGCCAGCUGACCCCAAAAAACCUUCAGAUGCUGCCAGAGAGUGAGGAUGAGGAGAGCUAUGAUACGGAGUCAGAGUUCACAGAGGAUGAGCUGCCAUAUGAUGACUGUGUGCUUGGAGGCCAGCGCCUGACAUUAUGAGCUUCGGAAAGUAUCUGAAAGAACAUGGACUUGUAUAUUUGUACAAAAAGAGAGUUUUAUUUUUCUAAGAAAAAGGGGGAAAAAAAAAAAAAAAACCAAAGGGUGUACUUCAAACCACACUGCACACUGCCUGGCCUGAAACAUUUUACUGGGGUGGAUCAGCCCUCAUUUUAUUUUUGUGAACUUUGGAAGGGGGACAAGAAAGAGCAUUGGAAUUCAAAGAAGACCUCUUUUUAAACCUCACCGUUGUGGGGUUUUUCGAGAAGAUGAUCCAAAAUUUGAUGAGAGGACUGCAUUUUAUUUAUUGUGCUUUUUGAUUGAACCACCAUGGAUUCAGUGGCUGUGUCCAGUUGUAUCCUGUGACAUGCAACAAUGAGGUGGUGGUAAACUUUUCAGUGGUGUGGGGUUAAAAGUCACUACCUGUCCAGGUUUGUGUUACCCUCCUGUAAAUGGUGUACAUAGUGUAUUUUGUUGGUAAUUAUUUUGCUACUUCGAAGAUGUAUAUUUAUUAAACAGAUUUUUACAAA